Messenger RNA from Schistosoma haematobium, 1647 nucleotides. RefSeq names its product mRNA-binding ribosome synthesis protein (gene PES1). Gene Ontology annotation, cellular component: PeBoW complex; nucleolus. The transcript has 11 exons. Gene Ontology annotation, molecular function: RNA binding. The record is from RefSeq and is a predicted model, not a curated record. Bases 1 to 1647 code for a protein of 548 amino acids. Gene Ontology annotation, biological process: maturation of LSU-rRNA from tricistronic rRNA transcript (SSU-rRNA, 5.8S rRNA, LSU-rRNA); ribosome biogenesis. Lineage: Eukaryota; Metazoa; Platyhelminthes; Trematoda; Strigeidida; Schistosomatidae.
AUGGGGGGAACAAUGAAGAAAAAGCACACGAAAGGUCAGGUUGUCGCGUUUCUCAGUCAGAAGCAGGCAAUGAGACGCUUGCAGCUAAACCUUCCUAAUUUUAGAAAACUUCGGAUAUUCCAUGUAAAGCUCAAGAAAGCACGAGAAAAGAAAGAUAAAGAGAAGGAGUUUCGAGUAAGGAUAAAUAAGCCAAGAUACACGCUUCAUCAAAUCGUAAAAGAAAGAUACCCUACGAGGCAGGAUGCUCUGCGGGAUAUAAGUGACAGCCUUAACUUAUUGUUUCUCUUUGAGAAGCUUCCUAAACUCACCCAAUUCCACCCUUCUUUAAUCUCUAUCAGUCGAAGACUGUGUGUGGAAUUUUUGAAUCUUGUUGUGGCAACACAAGCAGUUCGAAAGGCAUUUAUUAGCAUAAAAGGAUUUUAUGUUCAAUCUGAAAUUGAUGGAAUUCCAGUAGUCUGGAUUAUGCCCCAUGCUUCUGUUACUCACACCCCAACUGAUGUCGAUUACCGUAUACUAGCAACUUGUCUGGAAUUUGAUGCUACACUUAUUGGAUCUUUGAUUUUGUACCGGAUCAAUAACCUAGUGUACCCCCCAAAACUCUCUGUGCGUGUUGAACAUGAUCCGAAUGGAUACUAUUGUGGCCAAAAAGAGAGCCUUUUUGAGUUUAUGUCGUCCCUCAGCUUCCCACUAAAACGCACAGAGCCGCCAAACGAUGUUGACGUUGAUGAUUUGACUGAGCUCCAGGCUAUUGAUGAGCAGGUUUCGCAAGCGAUAAGUAAGCAAAUAGAAGUUCAAAACGUGAAAAGGCUUUUCAAGAACAAACGGUUUUUCCUUAUGCGUGAAGUUCCACGAGAAGUAAUAUGUUUGAUUAUACGGUCUUGUGGCGGGGAGUGUUCCUGGGAUAAAAUUGUUUCUCCAGGAUAUACAUUCCAAGAAGAUGACCCUACUGUUGACUACCAAGUAGUAGAUCGUCCGAUGACAGAUAUGAAAUUGACACGUUACUAUGUCCAACCACAGUGGGUUUUCGACUGUUUAAAUGCAGGGAGACUGUUGCCAACACAAGAUUACUUACCGGGUUGUAGUCUCCCACCUCAUUUAAGUCCGUUUAUUGGAAGUUCUGGUACUGAUGAACUUUUAGACACUGCAGUUAUGUCACUUUCAAACCGUGGUGGACUUGUCGGUGUUGCUCCUGGAUUUGGGGAUGGUGCAUCUAUCUAUCGUCCACCAGAGGCAGAUUACCUUGCUGGUUUGGUGAGUCUGGCUGAAAUCCGUGGAGCUAGAGUCCAAGCCCAGUCUGAAGGCACUAUCGAGAGUCAGUCAGAAGUGGAUAAUGACCUUUUGAAUGAUUCUUCCACUAAAGAAGAAAAUGAUUUAAAAACCAAUGUACAGACAAAGGAGCGAUCCAAGCUUAAGAAAGUUUCAAAAGGUAAGGAACCCAAAGUAACACCUGGUCGAGCUGAAAGCAAAACAGUUAAGAUCUACAAAGAGAAGGAGGAAGCAAACGCUGAACGUAAGUUAAGGGAGUUAAUGUUACCAAAAAAACACAAAAAUGUAUAUAAGAAAAUGGUACAUUCUAUCAAGCGAAAAGAAAAAGAAGCACGCCAGUUAGAAGCAAAACGACGUCGAAUUGACAUGGGAACCGGAUGA